AUGAGAAGACUCGAGUACUUCGAGUACAUCAGAGUUGAGGAGAUACAUGCCUUUGUGUCUCGCCUGUAUGGAUCAUCAGGGAAGCCGGUUGUGCUUAUAGAGCACCUCUUGCGUGUUACUCUCAGUAUUAUAAGCAUGAUGGUGCUGGGAGAUAAGUAUUUCGGUGUGUCGAGCGAUGAUCGAAUCGGAUCGAAUUCGGUACUGAGUCUGCCAGAGUUCCAAGAGUUGCUAAAGGAGUUUUUCUUGCUGAAUGGAGUGGUCAACAUUGGGGAUUGGAUACCUUGGCUAGACUGUUUGGAUUUGCAGGGCUACAUAAAGAGAAUGAAGGCUGUGAAGGGAAAACUCGACCGUGUGUUGGACAAACAUAAGAGAAAAAAGAAGGAAUUAUCAGAGAAUUUUGUGCCACAAGACACGGUGGAUGUACUGCUGCAAUUAGCUGAUGGUCCUGAUGUUGAUGCUAAGCUCACUAAUGACAAUGUCAAGGGUCUCAUUGUGGUAAUAUAUUUUGCUCAUUCAUUCUAUUUUCCCUUUGAAACUGAACAAUUAUUCAAUUUUUAUUGA
Molecule: messenger RNA, 561 nt
Organism: Hibiscus syriacus
Lineage: Eukaryota; Viridiplantae; Streptophyta; Magnoliopsida; Malvales; Malvaceae
Product: trimethyltridecatetraene synthase-like
Exons: 1
Coding region: 1-561 (186 amino acids)
Molecular function (GO): iron ion binding; monooxygenase activity; oxidoreductase activity, acting on paired donors, with incorporation or reduction of molecular oxygen
Source: RefSeq, a predicted model, not a curated record